Schistosoma margrebowiei is the source of this 3074-nucleotide messenger RNA. NCBI's taxonomy places the organism in Eukaryota, Metazoa, Platyhelminthes, Trematoda, Strigeidida, Schistosomatidae. The record is from the annotation of a GenBank genome assembly.
UUUGCAGACGAUCGAACCGCCAUACUGGAUUUCACUUAAAUGACCCCGCGCCAUAUUGGAGUGGGGCCAAAAGAUUAAAAUAAUUAAGGUUAUUGAGUUAUGAUAUCCUUAAUAUGAAAUUGUAAAUCAAUGUACAUACUUAGUUUUCAGUUUUUCUUGAGCUUUCAAUAUCAUAGGAACUAUGUUCACUUGCUAUCAAUGAGCUUGCUUUUCUUGUUCUUGUUUUCAGCUAUGAGCAAAGUCUCAUUUCGAGCUCGACAAAUAGAUUUUAACAAACCCUUACCUAUUCUGAAGCAUGGUUCUGAAUUAUUCCUUGAAAUCAGUGAAAAUGCACUGGUCAAUCGUGGCGUUCCACAGAUUCCCAGCGGGAUGGAGAAAGAGGAGGAAAAUGUAAUAAAAUUUAGGCUUUUAUGUAGUAAUACGAUGUAUGUUAUUGUCCUUGUGUCUCUAAUUUUCCAUUGCUUACUUGAUUAUUAGGAGAAAUGGUUCGUGAACUAAUGUCGUUUUUUAACUUUCCCCACCAGGAACAUCACUUUCUGGAGGUUAUUCAGGCCCUGCAACUCCGUACAGACUCAGAUGUUAAAAUACCUGUCCCCGAGAUAAUUGACAAAGAGAAUGAUUAUAAGAGGGUUUACCCAGACAGCUUUAGUCUACCAAAACAGCUCUUACAUAUCAGAACAAUCGUGUUCUCCGAAGAGGAACCAAUUGAAUAUGAUAUGGAUAGUGAAGAUGAAGAGUGGUUCCAAAAAAGUGAUCUGGGUAUUACUCCUGAGAAAUUUGAGUCUAUGAUCGACCGGCUUGAGCGUGGUUGUGGUCAAAAGGUAAUGAAUUUGGAAGAAGCUAAGUACCUUCUUCAAGACCACCCAUCCCUAGUUAUCGCUGUGUAUGAUUAUUGGCUUAAUAAGCGUGUUCAGUCAAGACAACCUCUUCUUUACGCUGUUCGACAAGAGCGACGUGAUGGUGGUAGUAACACGGAUCCAUAUGUGGCGUUCCGAAGACGGAGUGAAAAGAUGCAAACCCGUAAGAACCGAAAAAGUGAUGAGCAGUCGUACGAAAGGAUGUUGAUCUUGAGAGAACAAAUGGAUUCUCUAGGGGAGAUACUCGGUCGACUUGUCAAACGUGAAGCUACAAAGGAAGCAAUUGUUAACUGUGAUUACAGAUGCUUUCAGCUUAGAUGCAAGCUGUGCGACUGGGAAGGCUCAAGUCUCGUAGAAGCCGAAACUUUAGUGCGGAACCAUCACGAGGAUGAAGGUGUAGUAACUAUGAAGUCUUUGAAAGACAACAAAAGACGUCCUAAUCGCAAGCGCAAACUGGUCAAGAGGUUCAGCAAUCUCCCAAACCCCACAAGUUCCGACGAGGCUUCUGACAAUGAUGAUGAUGAUGAUCAAAGUGGACCAUUCUCUUUUGUUAGAACUCCUGGUUGCCGAUAUUUGAAGCCAAGGUCAUUGCUAGAAGAGUGUUCCACACUUCCCAGUCUCCAUCCUUCCCGCUCACCUUAUUCCUGCUAUACAUUAGCAACAAUUCCACGACUGUGUCAUACAAAGCAUCUUACCUACACCGGCUAUAUAAGGCGUCGCCUUGGUCGUGGCGGUCGAAUAAUAUGUGAUCGCGUUGCAGCCCCCACGCCACUUUCUGCUUAUCUCCAGUCCUAUGAUGCGAAUUUGAGAUCUAGUGGUUCAGCUAAUCCAAGUCUUAUACCCUCAAACGUUUGCUGGCGACAGUCACAAACAAAAGAUGUUGCUUUGUUUAAUAGACUAAAGACUUCUAUUUUCAGUUCGCAUCGUGGGCGUCCUUCAUUCUCCUGGCCUGUUUCUGAAACUAUCUUCCCACCAAUACCCUUCGAACCUAUACUUAUUGAAUCUAAAGGUCCCACGGAUCAUCGUUCCUCUCCCAUUUUCUACUCGAAGACGGAUUGUCCAACAACUUCGAGGAAGCAUCCAGAUGGUGUGACCAUAGAUGAAGUUGCUCUGGAUGCGGGACGUGAGUUAAAUGAUGUUCCGAAUGAUGGUUUGUUGAUUCAGGAAAAACAUUCUCCCUUGCACCCUCAGAACGAUCUAAUGCCAAAGAAAUCAGUUAAUGUAUCGUCCGCGGUUAUGGUGAGCCUUUUUUAUUUGUACUCAUUUUUGGCUUUUUGAAGGUUUUAUCUUUCUGAUUUUGAGAAGUAUUGCCAUAUGGCGUUUACUCAGUAUAAUUUUAGUCAGUCAUACGAUGUAACUACUUUGACGAUUAUUCAUUUGUUUUAUCUAAAUUAUCAGAUAUUGUGACAAAUUAUGAUCUAAGUUAUUAAUUGGUUUUACAUUGAUGAUGGUUAAGACCUUAACAAUUUCUUUGGGCUUGCUUCAUACAUAUAUAGAUUCCCAUCACGAAUCCAAAUAUGUGUCAAGCUUCCCAGGCCAUAUUGGUGCCGAAGCCUAGCAAUAGUUUGGUAUCAACUCAUCGCCUGUGGCGAAAGCUGGCAAGGCCAUACGGUGUUACACUUCAGCCUUCUGAGUUUCCCAGGUCCCAUAGUGUUGAUGUUUCUUUCAGUAAUUCUAAUGGUAACGGCCUUUCUUCGACGGACAAUAAAAUGUUGCUGACGGAUCCUUCAGUCUUGCCACCACCUAAAGUACGCUGUUUAACUCGUGACUGUGGGUCUAGGGAUUCAAAAGUUCCUGGUCCUCAGCUGCAUGUUACGAAUGGAGUAAGCCCAACACAGAUUUUUCAGCUUCCAACUUAAUCUUUCGAACUUUGCAAUAUGGAAGUUGUCUUUUUUAUAGUUCAUUGUUAGCAUUUAACUAAACUCUUCUCAAGUAUUACCUCAUUAUACCUUUUGUGAACAGUUUAUUUGCAAUCCCAGUGGUAUGAUCUUGUAGCUUUUGUAAAGCUUAUUAUUAUUGCGCUUUUGCGCUUCAGUUGUACAUAGGGGCCUUCACGGCCACCCCCUUUCAUUUUCCCUGUACACUUUCCCCUUCGCUCCAACGAGCUUGUACAUUUUAUUGGCGCAUAGCGUCGUAUGUCAAUUGAAUCAAUGCAUAAUCUGAAUGAAUUGUUUUCUUUUUUUAUGUAGUUGUGAUAAAUUUGUUUGUACCUUGGUA